AUGGCAACCAUCAGCGCCGCCGCCGCCAUUGCCCGGCCGUCAGAAUUAUACCACUUGAGAGGUAGUGCUAUAAUUUUGGAGAAAAGAAUUGGUGGCCAUUCAGUUCGGUACUUCAGUUCACCGGAGCCGUCAUUUUGCCGUUGCAAAGCAGGGCUGCCUCAGCUGACGCGAGCGAGGGCUGAGAGCGUGAGGUGCGGCUACUCCAAGGCCGGCGGCAAGGUGGCGCCCGCGGCAGCACUGAAGGGCGCGCCGUCGAUGCUCGCGGCGGCGAUGACGGUGUCGUCGGCGCCGGCGGCAAUGGCGCUGGUCGACGAGCGGAUGUCGACGGAGGGCACGGUCAGCCUGGGGCUGAGCAACAACCCUGGGUGGGUCCUCCUCGGCAUGUUCGGCCUCGUCUGGUCGCUCUACACCGUCUACACCUCCACGCUCGACGAGGACGAGGACUCCGGCGGCCUCUCGCUCUGAUCGAUCGAAUUGAACCCUACUCGCGCGUCUCGAUCUUGAUCUAUUAUUAUUAUAUCAUUAUAGUAGUCAUUAUAGUCAUUAUCACGUGAGUUUCACUGUAAUGAUAGUGACAUGAUGGUAGAGAAUCUCGAUCCCGAUC
Molecule: messenger RNA, 604 nt
Organism: Oryza brachyantha (malo sina)
Lineage: Eukaryota; Viridiplantae; Streptophyta; Magnoliopsida; Poales; Poaceae
Product: photosystem II reaction center W protein, chloroplastic-like
Biological process (GO): photosynthesis
Cellular component (GO): photosystem II; chloroplast
Source: RefSeq, a predicted model, not a curated record